Messenger RNA from Andrographis paniculata, 1637 nucleotides. RefSeq names its product protein ENHANCED PSEUDOMONAS SUSCEPTIBILITY 1-like. The transcript has 2 exons. NCBI's taxonomy places the organism in Eukaryota, Viridiplantae, Streptophyta, Magnoliopsida, Lamiales, Acanthaceae. The record is from RefSeq and is a predicted model, not a curated record. Bases 16 to 1419 code for a protein of 467 amino acids.
UCUUUCUAUAUAUAGAUGCAAAUGACAACACAUUCGAUGAGUUUCAUUACAAACAACAUUAAUCAAAGAACAAUGGCCAAAAUUGUUGUCAAGUCUUCAUGGAGUGUCCCAAUGGCAACAAACAACAAUAAUUCAUCAAUAACCAAAUCAAGAAUCGAACUUACCACAUGGGAGUUGGCAUACCUCAUGCUUAACCCUAUCCAAAAGGGUAUUUUCUUACAAAAACCUUAUCCCGACACUUCCUUCGAAGCCCUCGCCGAUCAUCUCAAGAAUUCGCUCUCCCGAACCCUCUCCUUCUUCCCCACCCUCGCCGGCCGCCUCGUAGCUCUAAGACAUGGUGAAAGCCGGGACACAUGUUUUUUUGUCGAUUGCAACAACGAUGGAGCUGAGUUUAUUCAUGCUGUCGCUUCGAAUGUGUCAGUUUCUGACAUCGUUGAUUCGAGAUACAUACCCGAAAUAGUCGCUUCCUUAUUCCCCUACAACGAACUUCUCAACUACGAAGGUGUGUCGAAGCCGUUGCUCGCCGUGCAAGUCACCGAGUUCAUCGACGGCCUCUUCAUCGGUUGCACGGUGAACCACACAAUCGUCGACGGCUCUUCGUUUUGGCAUUUCAUGAACUCAUGGUCGGAGAUCUCUCGAGGCCUACCUAACAUAUCGAAGAAUCCUAAUUUCAAGCGAUGGUUUCCUAGCAAUGUCGCCGAGGAAAAUCCCCUAAUCCCGGUCCCAUUACUCGACCAAGAUGACACAAAAAAUGUCGACGAGGUUCCAUUGCUCGAGAGAUUUUUUCACUUUAGCAAAGAACGCGUACAAAAACUCAAAUCCAUCGCGAAUUUGCAAGCCGGGACGGAUAAAAUCUCUUCUCUACAAGCACUCCUAGCUCACCUAUGGCGAAGUGUUUUGCGCGCUCGACAUAUCAAGAAUAGCGUUGAAAACCAAACGACCGAUCAAGACUCCGUUUUAUUUCUCCUAGUCGGCGCAAGGGAUCGGAUCCCUUUGCCGGAGGGCUAUUUUGGAAACGCGGCGUAUGUCGAUCAAGCGGCGGUGAAUGUCGCCGAGAUCAUCAAGAAUGAUUUAGGGUUUGCGGGGAUGAAGAUUAACGAGUUAGUUUCGAAGCAAACGACGAAAGAAGCCAUUAAGUAUGCGGAAAAUUGGGUUAAGAACCCGGUUUUGUUCACCAAGGGGUGUACGAACUUCGUCAUUAGCAGCUCGCCCCGGUUCGACGUCUAUGGUUGCGAUUUUGGAUGGGGGAAGCCGAUCACCGUGAGGAGCGGGAAAGGGCAAAAAUACGACGGAAAAAUGACGUUUUAUCCGGCGGCCGGACCUCCCGGCGGAAUCGACGUUGAAGUUUGCUUGGGCACGGAGACUAUGAAGGCCAUGGAAGAGGAUGAAGAGUUCUUGGAAGCUCUUAGUAGUCUUUAGUGUUGUCUAAAAGAAUGAAUGUGGUUGGAGAUCGAUGUUAGGAGAUAAGAUAAGUUUGGGAAUAAAAUUGGCUAUGGAAAAUAAUAAGGUUGUGAUGUUGCCAUUGCUAUGCAAUAACAUCUUCAUGUACAUAGGAUAACUCCUAUUUUAUUUAUUUAUUUAGGAUUAAAUUGUACUCCAUUCCAUUUCAUAACAAAUUAUUCAUUUUUUUCAUUUUA